ACCGCUGCUGGAAGGAUGACCGCCCCUGCCGAUCUGCUCACUGCCAUUUAUGCUUGUUGUGGCAUCGCCGGAGCUCCACGCCGCUGCCACUGCCACCAGAUACCGCCACUGAGGCCUAAGUCUGUUUGGUUAUACACUCACCGCUGCUGCUUGUGUGGCUACACCGUGGUGUUUAUAGCUGCCGUCACAGUCACCGCCCGAAUGCCCUGGAAUUUCUAUUGUCUUGCCCCAAUUCAAGUUCAAUGUCACUACCCUGUUUCGGUGUUGUCUUGAACUUUCAGUGCUGUUCCUACAUUUGAUUUCAUCAAAUUCGAAUCCUGCUGCAACCAUUGUCAUUACUGUAGAAAAAUUGACGCUGUUGUAAAUUAGGAAGAAAAGGGGAUUGUCGCGUUUAAAUUCCACGAUUUUGGCUAAUCGAGGUAGGGAUUUUUCUUAAAAUCUAUUUUACAUUACAGAGUUGUGAUAAAUAGAUAUUGAUGUAAAAAGAUAUACUUCUGUGAUUAUAUUUGUCUUGUGGAUGUGAUGGUUUGUUAGACUGGAUUAUUGGGUGCUUGAUUGCGGGAGUGGUGUAUGGUUGUUGAUAAAAACCGGUUUGAAACGUUAUUUACUUGUUUAUUAUGAAAG
Arachis ipaensis is the source of this 624-nucleotide messenger RNA. The record is from RefSeq and is a predicted model, not a curated record. NCBI's taxonomy places the organism in Eukaryota, Viridiplantae, Streptophyta, Magnoliopsida, Fabales, Fabaceae.